Molecule: messenger RNA, 1257 nt
Organism: Camelina sativa (false flax)
Lineage: Eukaryota; Viridiplantae; Streptophyta; Magnoliopsida; Brassicales; Brassicaceae
Source: RefSeq, a predicted model, not a curated record
AUGGAUACCACGGAUCCAGCUACGAUUUCGAUGAUCACUGAAAGGAUCAAAACUUUAGAACCAGAGAACGCUUCCAAAAUCAUUGACUAUUUCAUGUCGCAGGAGAUUGCAGAACUUAGAUUGAUUCGUAUGGCUUUUGGCCCUAACGCUCUCAUCGAAGAGUUUUGUCGAGAAGCUAAAUACGAAUUGGGUCUUCUUCCGAGAGGUUCCUCGUUAAACCGUGAUGCGAGACCCUUCUAUUUCCAUGACAGGCCAUUGCCUCCGUCUUCCACAAGAAAUGAGUUCUUGGAUUUCUCGAGGAACCCUAACAACGCAGCUUUGCAUCCUUCCUUAAUCAGAUAUAACCCUAACUUCAAUUCUAGUCCCUUUCAUGACGGUUCGUCGCAACAACGACAACAGUUGAGUUUGUUUGCAACUGAUGCGUAUCAGUUUCCACCAGGCGGUUUUGGGUCGCCGACUCAACAAAGAAUGAUUGCUGCUCAGUCCGUCGGGGAUUUUGGCUCUCAGAUGUCGAACAGACAAGGAUCAGGACGAUUUGGAGUAGAAGGUGGUCUUAGGUCGCCGAGUGAGCAACAAAGCAUGAUUGCUGCUAAGUCCGUGGCGGAUUUUGGCUCUCCGAUGUCAAACAGACAAGGAUCAGGACAAUUUGGACAAGGUUACUGUUAUAGUCCCGGAAGCCAUGAAAGAGAAGAUCUAGUCUCUAAAACGAUUUUCUUGGCAUUUCAACCUACGAGCUCCUUCACUAAUGAAGACGUCUCAACUUAUUUCAGCAAAUUUGGAGCAGUGGAAGAUGUAGACAUUCCAUAUCAGCAGAAACGGAUGUUUGGGUUUGUCACUUUUGCUAAUGAUCAAACCGUGGGAAGAAUAUUGGCUCGACAAAACCCUCAUCUCAUCAGUGACUCAUGGGUGACCGUUAAACCAUACAAGGGGAAAGAAAAAAGGGAGAAGCAGCAGCAACAAGUACACCAGCUGUUGGAGGGAGGAAACUGUUCACCUUCUUCAAGUCCUUCUGGAUUGGACGACUCAAGGGAACUAUAUAAUUGUCGCAUUGGACCAAGGAAGACACGGGAGAUGCUGCGAAGGAAAACCGAGCAAGCUGAUGUACAAUUGCCUGACAUGGAGAAUCUCUCUAUUCACCGUCACCAGCAUAGUCCUUCUACCGGUUCGCCGGCUCAUUUACUGUCUCAAGUCAUGGAAGGCGAUAGUGAUAGAGGUGAGCAAGUAGAAACCAACAACGAAGAAACCAGCCUAGUAUAG